AUGGCAUACAACGAACGACCUUUGAGUUAUCUGCCAACGAUAAAAUGUUCCAUGUGCGCGAAAGAUAUCGAGAUCUUCCACAUGGGAGAUCAUGUCUGUGGAAGCCCUGAACCAGCACGAGAAAUGCCACGAGAAUUGCCGCGAGAAGUGCCACCAGGGCCAGAUGUACCACAUUCACCGACGAAAGGAUCGACGCCUCCUCCAGAAUCUCAUGGCAUCUUUGACCGAAUGUCAUCCAAGCAGAAUGCGAAAGAUGGCGCGAGAUAUCUGAAGCCGGGGCGCGCAUUACCGCCGAAAGUAGAUACUCAUGCAGCCAACCGUCAAUAUUAUAGGCACGACGAGUUGACACCAGUCAGCACAUCGCCAUCUCCAGGUGCCUCGCCCAUGUCACCCGGUGAUGGCCAAAGAGCACCGUUCGGAUCCUACCACGGCUUGCGAAGUACAACUUUAACUAUACCGAGAGCAUCGCCAUCACCCGAAUCCCUUUCGUCCAACAUGGAUUCUUCGUUUUCUCCUUUCAGAAGUCCGGCGUUGGUAUCGCCGAGAAAUGAAAAAAGUGGUGGAAGCAGUGGAAAGGGUACUCCAGACAGCAUUUAUGCGCCUGUCAGUCCAAGGACGGUGACUGUUGGUGGUCUUCUUCAGAGGAUGGAUACUAUCGCCCCGGGUCCGUUUGACGGGCGAAUACCGAGUAGCCCAGGCUACAGGGAAAAUGGAACUGCUGGGAGUUUGGCAGAUAUUACACUGUCCAAUAAGAUUUAUACAGUGGGAGAAAGUGUAGCACAUCCGUCUGCAACUGGAGGACCUGGAGGUCAUUCUCGGACCUCCACGAAUGACACGCAUAGCUCGCAUGGUUCGAGAUCCGGCAUCGUGGCCCCCAGACAACCAAGAAAGAAAGGAUAUGGUGGCUUCGGUGCACCACUCGGGGAUGAUGGCCAGAGAGAGCCUCUCACCCACGAGAACAGAUCUCAGGCGUUCCCCCCACGGAAUGACAGCCAAGACGAGCUCUUCAGAGGACCUUCGGACCCGCGAUCGCACCACCCCUCGAAUGAUGGCGGGCGACCAGGCCCGCCCGCGACGACAAUGAAGAAGCCUUCCAUGUCGGGCCCGGAUCGCUCAAGAGCUCCACCGCCACAAGGAGUAAGUCUGAUCAGGCCUCGACAAGACUCCAGACUAGGCGAUAAACCUCUUGCACCAUCAAACCUCAAUCUAGCCGCAGAAUUUGGCAUCAACAACCCAUACCACACGUCAAACGAGUCUUCGUCAUCGAAUAGUUCCGGCUACAGCGACCUUAGCAAAGCAAGCUCCCACUCGAGUCCACCGCGAUCCGUACGCCGGCAGCCAGCUGAUGGUCUAAAAAUGGAUCACCUGAUAGCCGACUUGGAGAAUUCAAUAUCUGAUCUGGAACCAAAGAACUUGCCCAACCUUCCGCCUUCGCCCUCGAGGAAUAUAAGGACAAUUCCUAACAAAACAAAAGAUAGGCCGGGUAACUUGUCGCCGUCUAUGCUCAUGGACCUGGCAAUCCAACAAGGAAAAGGCCGUCUCUCUCCGGCGCCACUCACAAAACGUCUUCCGUCACCCUUUGAAGUCCGACCUGGGGAGCCCGCAAUUCCACGACCCUCCACAUCAAAUACCAAUCGUUCUCUCUCCCCAGCACCGCUGACUCAAAGACGUCCAUCGUCACCUGAUAGAAGCCGACCCCAAGAGUCUAAUUUUCAUCAGUUCUCAACGGCAAAUACCAAUCGUUCUCUCUCCCCAGCACCACUAGCCCAAAGACGCCCCCCCUCGCCGUUUGGGCAUCCUCACCAACGACCUUCAACAGCAAACAGCAGUGGCUCCUUGCCAUCUGCACAUCCUGAUACGGGUAAGCGUCCAGCCAGCUCGAAGGGUAACUGCAAAGGCUGCAGUCUCCCCAUCAAGGGCAGAUCCGUCUCAUCAGCCGAUGGCCGCCUCACAGGCCGCUACCACAAACACUGCUUCGUCUGCGCCACCUGCUUCGAGCCCUUCCAAACUGCUACAUUCUACGUGAUCGAUGAUGCGCCCUAUUGCGAGCGCCACUACCACAAGCUCAACGGCAGCGUUUGCAAAUCCUGUGACCGCGGUAUCGAAGGACAGUACCUGGAAAGCGAGAGAAGAGAGAAGUUCCAUCCGAGUUGUCUGACAUGUGCGGACUGCAGGCGAAGUCUAAAGAACGAUUAUUUUGAGAUUAAUGGCAGAGCAUUUUGCGAAAAGGAUGCUUUCAGGAGGGCACAGCAGGGAAGGUCGCUGGGCCCUGGGGGAAGAUGGGGAGAAACGAACAGGAUGGAGAGGAGGACGACCAGGUUGAUGAUGAUGUGA
This is a messenger RNA of Drepanopeziza brunnea f. sp. 'multigermtubi' MB_m1, 2334 nucleotides long. RefSeq lists its product as uncharacterized. NCBI's taxonomy places the organism in Eukaryota, Fungi, Ascomycota, Leotiomycetes, Helotiales, Drepanopezizaceae. The record is from RefSeq and is a predicted model, not a curated record.